Molecule: messenger RNA, 1845 nt
Organism: Penicillium brevicompactum
Lineage: Eukaryota; Fungi; Ascomycota; Eurotiomycetes; Eurotiales; Aspergillaceae
Product: GPI-anchored transamidase subunit GAA1
Exons: 5
Coding region: 1-1845 (614 amino acids)
Biological process (GO): attachment of GPI anchor to protein
Cellular component (GO): membrane; GPI-anchor transamidase complex
Source: RefSeq, a predicted model, not a curated record
AUGAUGGCGUUGAAAUCCGCAAUCCGCAAUCUGCGGAAUAACCCUCAUGUCCUAUUCGUUCGGCUCCCUAAACUGCUCUCCCUCCUCUGCAUCGUGGUCGGUGUCGCCUGGCUACUUCUCCUACCUCUAAACGAAUACUCCCGCCGUACCUACAUCUCCGAGAAUGCGCUACUGCCAGGACAGGUCCAUGCAUACUUCACAGGCAGCGAGCAGAACAUCUUCCGAGGAUACAAAAAUGAACUGGAAGGGAUUCUGAACGAUGAGUCAAAAGACAAGGCGGAAGUGACCGCUGGGGUCUCAGAUAAGGUGCAGUCCAUCUUCGAGGAGGCUGGACUCAAGUUCGCCCGACAGAAAUAUGAGUAUAAGUCUGCUGGAGUCACACAUCAGGGCGAGAACUCCUAUGCUAUCAUCCAUGCGCCGCGCGGUGACGCCACAGAGGCAAUUGUGUUGGUUGCGCCGUGGCUGACGGCUGACGACAAGCGGAACUUGAAUGGUGUCACUCUGGCCCUGACGUUGGCUAGAUACUUCAAGAGGUGGUCGUUGUGGUCCAAGGAUAUCAUCUUCUUGAUUACCCCCGACAGCAAGACCGGCACUCAAGCAUGGAUUGAUGCAUACCACGAUAUGCAUCCAGCUUCAGUGCAACCGCUGCCAUUGAAGAGUGGAGCUUUGCAAGGCGCUUUGGUCAUCGAGUACCCCCUCGAACAUCGGUUCCAGACGUUGCACAUUGUCUACGAUGGAGUCAAUGGCCAACUUCCCAAUCUCGACCUCUUCAACACUGCAGUAGCGAUCGCAGGUGGACAGAUGGGCAUUGGUGCUAACCUGCAGGAAAUGUGGAACCAUGAUGACAGCUACGAGCACCGUCUACAGACCAUGUUCCGCGGCAUGACCAAGCAAGGCCUUGGAUAUGCCACCGGUGCACACAGCAGCUUCAUGCCCUACCACAUUGACGCUAUUACUCUACAAACCAAGGGCGAAGGAUGGGAAGACGAAAUGGCCCUCGGCCGGACAAUCGAGUCUCUUUGCCGCAGUUUGAACAACCUGCUGGAACACCUGCACCAGAGUUUCUUCUUCUACUUGCUCAUGCAGUCAAAUCGAUUCGUCAGCAUUGGAACCUAUUUGCCUAGCGCCAUGUUGUUGGCUGGAAACUUCACCAUCAUGGCAAUUGCGCUGUGGAUGCGCACUGGUUAUUACCCCGAAACCAAACCCAUCAAGCCUAAGGGCGAAAAAGCAUCUGCGGAAGAAAAGGCAAAGCCAAGCAACAUCGCGGAGCGAAGACUAGCUCUUCCUCUGUCUCUUGUUGCUGGACUUCAUUUGCUCGGUCUUGUUCCCCUAUGGGUCUUUAACAACAUCAACCACCAGUACUUUACAACGAUUACCUAUAUUGUGCUUGGCGUGAAUGUACUUCUCCCACUUUCGCUCGCCGCAAUCCUAGCAAACGGCUUGGGUGUAUCAAAGCCCCUCAUCCCCCAACAAUACCACCUCAUCAAAUCCUUCUCCCUUCUUCUCCUUGGGCUCUCACUCUCAACCCUUGCCACCCUCAACUUUUCACUUUCAUUCUUGAUCGGUCUCCUCUGCACGCCACUCAGCUUCGUGACCCGGCUACAAGGGCCUGCGCCUGCUCGCCUCGCCACUUCUGGCCUAGGCCUGGUUCUCCUCAACCUGCUAUCCCCGCCGACUGUCCUCCUCGGUGUUUGCUGGUACACCGGAAUCUCCGUCGAAAUGGUACUCACCGAGGCGGCCUUCGGUUGGGAUGUCUGGGGAAUGUGGACACAGGUCGUAGUGUGGUGUGUGUGGUGGCCUGCUUGGUUGAUUGGCAGUGUCCUGCUUGGAUCCUCGAUCUUCUGA